This is a messenger RNA of Strongyloides ratti, 1671 nucleotides long. RefSeq names its product Parafibromin. Gene Ontology annotation, cellular component: Cdc73/Paf1 complex. Gene Ontology annotation, molecular function: RNA polymerase II complex binding. Lineage: Eukaryota; Metazoa; Nematoda; Chromadorea; Rhabditida; Strongyloididae. The record is from RefSeq and is a predicted model, not a curated record. Gene Ontology annotation, biological process: transcription elongation by RNA polymerase II; positive regulation of transcription elongation by RNA polymerase II. The transcript is spliced from 6 exons. The coding region runs from base 1 to 1671 and encodes 556 amino acids.
AUGACAGAGUAUUUAAUACAGAAAUUAAAAGAUAACAAUUAUCAACCUAUGUAUGAGGACUAUGCAACAAAUUAUUGGUUUUGCAUAAUUUAUAAUUUUCUUGGAGUUUCGUUCGUCUCUAUCUAUAUUUGUAUUAAAGGAAAAAAAUUUGUUGAUAUUGAAUUUCAUGGUCAAACAUAUUAUAUAUUUGGGGAAUUCGCAUUUCCGAAGAACGCUUUAACGCGUUUUCCUAAUUCUCAAAAGAAAGGUGUUUACUACGAUAUUGAAAGUCUUAAAUAUUUUUGGGAAAACAAAGAAGAUAACCAUGCCCUUUAUGUAAAAAAGGCUAUUGCCAAAGGAGGUUUGACUGUUAUUGGAAGACCAGAUCGACAGUCGAUCAUAAAAUAUCUUGAAGGUGAAGAUUCUAUUAUUGAUGAAAAUGAUCCAAAUGCUCCAAAGGUUUCACCAUUGUUAUUAACUGAUAUGGUAAAUUCAAGUGAUUUUGAACCUGAGAGAAAGAAAUUUAAAUCAGAUCACAAUGGAGAAGCAGCAAUGGAGGUAGACGGUGAUGACUUAACAGAUGACAAGGCACAAGGAAAUUCUCAUCGUAGUUUAAAUUCUGAUCUUACAGCAGAAAAGAUUGCGAUAUUAAAAAAUAAAGCUAAAAAACAUAAAAAACACAUGAUUCAAAAUAAUGAGGAUGAAGACAAUGUCAUGGAGAUGGAUCCUUCUAUAGCUAAAGUUUAUCAAAGAGUAUCGGGUGCACGUGAACGACUUGACGAAAGAACCUGUCAUGAUAGUUCAACAUUUAUGGAUGGUACUACUAGUCAAUUUGAUAGUUUUUGUGCAAUAUUUAGAAAUUGUAUUGAAAAGAAAAAGAAACCUCAUAGUAUAAAUGAAAGUAAUAACAAAAAGGUAGUCACACAACCGGCAUCUUCAUCACAACAACCAUCCGGUGGUUAUUCACGUUAUGAUCAGGAAAAGUUUAGUAAACAUGAUUCAUUAGGUUUUGAAAUUAAUCCAAAUCUUACAUUUCAAGGAACAACAUUACAUUCACUGUCAACGGCUGUUAGUGCUAAAUCACUACUUUCUAGUAAUAUGCAACAAAAUUCAAGAUCUCCAGGAACUCCAUUAAGUUCUGUUAAUAGAAGUGAUUCAACGAAUGCAUCACCAAAUGGGCAACAAAAGCGAAAAUCAAGAACGCCGAUUAUUAUUAUUCCGUCAUCAAACUCAUCACUUAUCACAUUAUAUAAUGUUGCUGAUAUUCUUCAAGACCUCAAAUUUAUUUCGACCUCAGAAAAAAAAGACUUAACAAAAAUAAAACGUCCUAAUGAAGUCAUGAUACAUAGAAAAAAAGAUAGUGGCGAUACGGUUCAUUAUAGAGUUGUUGAUUCACCACUUGGUUUUACCGAUGAAGAAUGGGAACGUGUGGUAGCAGUAUUUGUCCAAGGACCUGCAUGGCAAUUCAAAGGUUGGCAAUGGAAAGGAAACCCAGUAGAUAUUUUAGCAAAUGUUCUUGGUUUUCAUUUAAAGUUUGAUUGUGAUAAACUUGACGAUAAUAUUAAACAAUGGUCGGUAAAUAUUCUUGAUAUUUCAAAAACACGUAGACAUUUAGAUAAAGCUAGUUUAUUAAAAUUCUGGCAGAUUUUAGACAGAUGGAUUGUUAAACAUAAACCUAAUUUACGUUUUUAA